Messenger RNA from Emericellopsis cladophorae, 399 nucleotides. RefSeq lists its product as uncharacterized. NCBI's taxonomy places the organism in Eukaryota, Fungi, Ascomycota, Sordariomycetes, Hypocreales, Bionectriaceae. The transcript has 2 exons. The record is from RefSeq and is a predicted model, not a curated record. Bases 1 to 399 code for a protein of 132 amino acids.
AUGUUUAACAAGAACGAGCAAAAGAAUGGCAUCUCGUCUCUCAAUAACCCCGCGCCCACGCUGUACCCCAUUCCCAUGGGUACUGAAUUCGACUGCGAGGCCAAGUUGACAAGUGACAACCACCGCACGACGCUGUUCAACACGGACUUACACAAGACGGCCUUCUCGAAGUCUUCGGCAGAUCCACAUGGCGGCAUGUCCGUUGAGGGUCCCGGGCCACUUUCUUCGUCCACAUCUGGCGCUUUCCUCGGUCGCUUUGUGACCCCCUUUUCCUCUCUCUUCUGGAGUCGCGGAUCCCAGGCGUGGCAGUGGCCGUGCGGAAGAAUGGAACCGCAGAAUUUUGGCUACCCUGGAGAUAUCCAGCUCUCCUACGCGCGCCUGGGCGUCUUAUCAACAUGA